GCAUCGACGGCUUCCUUGAGGGCUUGCUUGGCACGAGAGUCAGGGAGCGAAGCCGAGGACGAACUAUUUUGACGUAAGGCUGGCAGAUGCGCCGGAGGCGCUUUUGUUUUGGCGUUCAUGUUACGGUUACUGCUUUAGCUUUAUUUCAAAAAAUAAAUUCAAUAUCGGUCUGAUACUGAUUAACGAGGUCAAAUCAGUAUUAUUUCCAGUAAUUCUCUACCAUUAACAUGUCUGACAUCAGCACUGAUGAAGAUGAUUUGCCUGAUCUACCUGAAAUUGCGGCAAAUUCUGAUAUACCCCGUGGGCAAGUGAGUGGCUGGGAUGAUGACACUCAAGGAAUUGAAGAAGAACCUAAUCCUCAUGAAAAUCCCUCAAAGGAGAUUCUAUGGGCAGCUGAACGUGGAGAGAUGGAAACAGUUGUUAAUCUAAUCGAACAGAAUUCUUCAGUUGUGACUGCAACAGAUAAGGAUGGUUACACUCCACUACAUAGGGCAUGCUACAAUAACCAUGUUGAAAUAGCCAACUUAUUAUUGAGACAUGGUGCCGACUUGUCAGCAAAAACAAUUGACGAUUGGCAACCUUUACAUUCGGCGUGCAAAUGGAAUAGUGUUCAAUGUGCAGAACUGCUAGUAUCCAAAGGAGCUGAUGUUAAUGCUGUCACAAAAGGAGGAAUCACACCACUGCACUUGGCAGCUUCAAACAGUUAUGCAGUCGAAAUAAUGGAGCUGUUACUGAUGAAUUCUGAAACAGAUGUGAAUGUGAAGAACGACAGUGAUGACUUGCCAGUUGAUAUUGCCAGGAGAACUGGAAAGUACGACUUUCUCUUCGAUAUAGCUGAGCCAUGUUUCAAUGCAUGAUAUAAGAGGAUGAUCAGACUUAUCAGGCAUUUUCCUCCUCGUUUUCUGCGGAUGGUGUACCCCAUAACUUGAUGGAGCCGCCGGAAGCGGAGAGCAGGAAAGGUGCGGUGGGGUGCACACUGAGCGAGUGGAUUGGCCUUGUCCUGCCCUCGUCAUGCACCAACUUGCCAACCACCUCCGCCUGCACCAGGUCUGUCUUGUGGCCCGAAUAUCUGCAACACCAACAAACCAUAUUACACAUCUUAGUUAGUUUUAGGAAAAUGAAAACAAACUAUUAAUAAUAGCUUUUAAACUUCAUAAAUAAUAUAUUCGAUUACUGUAUACUGACUGACUCUUGAACGAUUAAUUAGAUUGAUGAUCAGAAAUAAUGAGAAUUUUAAACCAAAUGAUAUCUUAUUAUAAUUCCAAUUCUGAGUUAAACAAAUUAAUCCAAUUAACUCUGAAUGAUUUCACAAUCGACCAAUCAAUAUAUUAUAAGUAAAUUAUUAUAUUAGCUUUAUAGUAUCACUGAUCUUUGUAUAUAAUAUAUAAUUGAUUGAGUAUACAAAGUAAAAGUAAAGGUAACAGAAUUCAAAAUAAUUCUAUUAAAAAUUGAACAUGAAUCAAUAACUUAUUGCACAUGUGUAUAUUUUUAUAGAUUCAUGAAACUUACUGUAGUUGACAUUUUAUUUUCACUCGAUGUAUUUCAAGCAAAAUCUUUAAAAAUGCAUUCCACCAAUGUAGCAAUUCUAAUCCAGCAAUAAAAUGGGUUGAAUGGAAAAUUUGUU
Nilaparvata lugens (brown planthopper) is the source of this 1624-nucleotide messenger RNA. RefSeq names its product ankyrin repeat domain-containing protein 49. The transcript has 6 exons. Gene Ontology annotation, molecular function: protein binding. The coding region runs from base 228 to 857 and encodes 209 amino acids. The record is from RefSeq and is a predicted model, not a curated record. NCBI's taxonomy places the organism in Eukaryota, Metazoa, Arthropoda, Insecta, Hemiptera, Delphacidae.